Messenger RNA from Ostertagia ostertagi, 516 nucleotides. Lineage: Eukaryota; Metazoa; Nematoda; Chromadorea; Rhabditida; Trichostrongylidae. The record is from the annotation of a GenBank genome assembly.
AUGGACAUUGCGUCGCGGGUGGUCUCAGCUAUGUCACGGGUGGCCAACGAGACACCUGAGAGGACGAAAACUGCAAAAGUAGGAAUGGUGGUCGACGUAUCCGAUGCAAAGUUUAUCGGAGGACUCAUUCCGUCACUAGUGGAGAAACAGCUCUAUCCAUAUUCACGGCCAGAGUUCCUUUACUUUUCUGAAGACGAGAUUAUGUUGUCAGCUGAUCAGUGCGUUCGUCCUGUUCUCUGUCCAAAAUACCCCUCAAAAAUGCCUCUAUACGCUGGCUACGCAGAGGUUAUCAAUGCAGGUAAAACAGUCCAAAAUGAGGAUCAAGCAUCAGCGAGGAUGUUGACGUUGGUCCAGCAGGGACAUGAUGCUGAAGAAGCAAAGGAACUUGAACACUGCCAAACACCGUCAACAGUCGUCAAAGCUUCAUCAAAUGACGACGACGAACUUGUGUCUCCGAGUGGUGGUAGCACGGUGAGUACUGUAUUUGAUCGGACUGCUGGUUUCCGAGUAUUCUAA